Molecule: messenger RNA, 954 nt
Organism: Symbiodinium natans
Lineage: Eukaryota; Dinophyceae; Suessiales; Symbiodiniaceae
Source: the annotation of a GenBank genome assembly
AUGGUUCCUCUCCGAGCCUCCUACGUCCUGCUGGUUCCACUGCUUGUGCUCCUCAACGUACAUCAGAAAUGGUUUGACUGGCAAUGGUCUUCUGUGAAGAAGCAGGCGAUCGAGGAGUUCUCCGGGCUCCAGGAGAAGCUGGGAGAAGCUCAGAAGAGGCUGAACCCCUACAAGUCCGCCCGACAGGACUACGAGAAGCGCGCGCAGUCGAAGAAGCUGCUGGAGGAGCUCAGCAGCAAGCUGGCCAGUGCAGAGAUCGAAGUGGAGAAGGCCGCGAUGAUGACGGCUCCACUUGGUGGAGACAACCCGGAAGGCGUCAAGGAGACGGAGGCGGCCCUGGCGACUGCUCAGUCGCUGCUGGCGCAGACGAACCGGCAGGUAGACUCCAAGCUGCGCCUGGCGGAGAAGUCGAACGAAGUGCUGGUUUCCGAGCUCCAGGGGAUGCAGGAGCGGGGCAAACUGGCCCAGGAGAAGCUGGAUGAAGUUCGGCGAAGCCUCAAAGAGACGCAGGUCCGCAUGGCCGCUGACGCCCUGAUGAAGGAGGUCUCGGACAAGGUCGCCUUCGCAGAGGACGAGCUCCAGAAGAUGGCAGAAGCGGAGCUGCCCUUCCUCCGCAGCGACAAGGACCAGGAUCUGGAUGCGCUGUUCUUGGAGGCAGACAAGGUGGCGGUCCAGGUCCACUCGGCGCUGGCGGAGGCGCAGAGCUUCGUGGCCCGCAAGCUCGUCGAGGUGGCGAAGUUCUCCGACGCACCAGGGCAAACUGUCAGGGAGGAGGUGGACAUGCUGCAGAAGCGCCUGGAGGAGGGCCGGGACCGUCUCCAGCAGUUCAGGGCGAGCAUUGCAGACCGGAAGCGGUCCCACUUGCUGGAGGAGGUGGAGGUGAAGGUCGUGAAAGCGGAGGAGGAGGUCAAGAAGAUGACCGAGGUCACUGCGCAGCUCCCAGGCCCCGGGUGA